This is a messenger RNA of Rubroshorea leprosula, 3368 nucleotides long. NCBI's taxonomy places the organism in Eukaryota, Viridiplantae, Streptophyta, Magnoliopsida, Malvales, Dipterocarpaceae. The record is from the annotation of a GenBank genome assembly.
AUUUCCUUCUGUCUUGAACCACUAUUUCAGUGAGGAAAAACACUGGCCAUGAUCACUUCCAUUUUCACUCACAUUCUUCUCUUUCUGGUUCACCUAUUUUCUCAUGAAAUUUUAUUCCUCCAAGCAAGUCAAUCUGAUCCCUAUUCAACCAACUUCACCACAACUUGUUGGGAGGUAGAGAGGAAUGCACUUCUCAAAUUUAAAGCAGGUCUUAAAGAUCCUUCAGGCCGUCUUUCUUCUUGGGUUGGGAAUGAUUGUUGUGCAUGGCAAGGUGUAAAUUGCAGCAAGCAAACCGGACAUGUCACAAUGCUUAAUCUCAGGAACCAACCUAGUGGUGAUUUGGCACCCUUGCAAGGUAAGCUAGAUCCUUCAUUGCUUGACUUGAAAUAUUUAAACUACUUGGAUCUAAGCUUGAACAAUUUCGAACACACUCCAAUUCCAAACUUUAUUGGUUCAUUCACCAAGUUGAGCUACCUUAUUCUCUCUAAUGCAUCUUUUGCUGGAUUGAUUCCUCCUCAUCUUGGGAAUUUGUCAAAUUUGUGCUACCUUGAUCUCUCGUGGAACAAUUUUCUUUGGGUUUCCCAUUUGAAUUGGAUCUCUGGACUCUCAUUGUUGAAAAACCUUUUUCUAAUUGGUGCAAAUCUCAAUUUAGCAGCAACCAAUUGGUUGCAAGCUGUAAACAUGCUUCCUCUCUUGGUGCAGUUGCAUAUUCCUUACUGCAAUCUCAAUGACCUCCCUCCUUCUCUUCGAGUCGUGAAUUUGAGUUCAAUUGAGGUCGUCAAUCUUCAAAGUAAUAAUUUCAAUUCACCAUUACCUAGUUGGCUAUUCAAUAUCAGUACCCUUGUUGAGCUUGAUUUGUCAUAUAGCGGAAUUAAGGACACUCUAGACAAUGUUGAUGCUUGGAAAAAUCUCUGCAACUUGAAAUUCUUAGCUUUGUCUGGCAAUGAUAUGUCUGGAGAAAUAGUCAAACUAGUGGAGGGGUUGUCAAAAUGCAGCAACAAUAGUUUGGAAGUGUUGGAUUUGAGUACCAAUGGGUUUGUUGGGCCAAUACCUCCAUCCUUGGAAAAUCUUAAGAACAUGAGGUAUCUCUCUCUUUCUUGGAAUUAUUUCUAUGGUCCUUUACCAGUUUCUAUUGGAAACCUAUCAUCCUUGAAGGUAUUACACCUUUCUUCCAACAAAUUGGGAGGAACAGUUCCUGAAACUGUUGGACAGUUGAAAGAGUUGUCUCUUUUAUAUCUUGGUAGUAAUAAUUGGGAAGGGGUUGUAUCUAGGAUUCAUUUUCUCCACCUAAAAAAUCUGAAAGAUUUUGCUUUAUCUUCUAAUCAUGUUGGAGAAAAGUCAUUGACAUUCCAUGUGGGACAUGAUUGGGUUCCUCCUUUCAGUCUAAAUUCCAUCAUAGUUGUUAACUGCCAAAUGGAUCUCAAAUUUCCUGCGUGGUUCCUAACUCAGAAGGAACUGGCCUACGUUAUCCUUUGGAAUAUCAACAUCGAAGAUUUUGUACCUGAAUGGUUUUGGAAACUAAGUCCACAGAUUGAACUUUUAGUUCUUUCCAAUACCAGAUUACGUGGAAAGCUUCCAAAAUCAUUAAAAUUUGCACCAGGCUCAAAGGUAGCAUUGAGCUUUAAUUUAUUUGAGGGACCGAUUCCGCAUUUUUCCGAUGUCACCUAUCUUUGUUUGAAGAAAAACUUACUCUCUGGACCCAUUCCAGAAAACUUUGGCCAGGAUAUGUUGUAUUUGCGUUAUAUGGAUCUUUCUGAGAACAACUUCAAUGGCAACAUUCCUUCUUCCAUAAGCAUGUUGAAGUAUUUAGAGAUAUUAGAUCUUUCUAAGAACAACUUCAGUGGUAACAUUCCAAGCUCAUUUUGCUCCCUACAGUCUCAGCUUUUAUGUUUGAACUUGAAUGACAACAAUCUUUAUGGAAAGCUUUCAUCCCUACGUAACUGCAGCAAAUUGUUGCAACUUAAUCUUGCAAAUAAUCAAUUCCAUGGAGGCGUUCCAAGAUGGAUUGGAGAAAGUCUACCGAUGUUGACAUUACUAGGGCUGGGAGGAAACAUGUUCAGGGGAAAGAUACCAAAAAAUUUGUGUUUCCUUUCUAAUCUCCAUGUUUUAGAUCUGAAGCAGAAUAGUUUAUCAGGUUUGAUUCCGUCAUGUCUAGGAAAUCUAAGCAACCUAGUGAAUGGUUCUUAUAAUCUGGGAUUCGAUUACAUGCACUACUUGAGUAUGGACCUUAUCAUUAAGGGACAGAGGCUUAAAAUUAUCAAUAAACCACUUGCUCUAGUGACCUUGAUAGACUUGUCAAGAAAUAAUCUUGAAGGAGAGCUCCCGAAGGAGAUAACACAACUUUACAAUUUGGUUUCUUUGAGUUUAUCUCAAAACAAUUUAACAGGAGAAAUUCCAGAGAAGAUUGGAGCCUUGAGGCUGUUAGAAACUCUUGACCUCUCAAACAACCGUCUUUCAGGUUCGAUUCCAGCAAGCAUGUCAUCUAUGACAUUCUUGAGCCAUUUGAACUUGUCUUAUAAUGAUCUUUCAGGAUCAAUUCCAUCAACAAACCAGUUCCAAACCUUCAAUGAUCCAUCCAUUUUUGAAGGAAACCCAAAACUUUGUGGGGCUCCAUUGCAGAUCAACUGUUCAAUACACAGAAGUGAUGCUCCGGAUGACAAAACUGACAAGGGCAGAAACGGCGAGAAUAUUUGGUUCUACAUAGGAGUGGUGUCUGGAUUUGUGGUGGGAUUUUGGGCUGUCUUGGGAACUUUGGUGAUCAAGAGGUCUUGGAGACAUGCUUACUUUCGGUUUGUGGAAGAAAUGACAGACAGGAUCUGCGUCUUCACUGUAGUGAAGGCUACUUGUUUGCAGAAGAUGCUGAAGGGUGAAAGAAGCUGAGACAAUAUAUGGCAAAGGUACAUAUAUAACUUUCACUUCUACUUACACAUAGUACUUGUAUAACCCAUUUUAAAUUAUAAGCUUUUGUUUGUUCUUUCAGACAAUAAAUUGAGGUCUUCGAGGUUUAUCAAUUAUACUCCAAAAAGCAAUUUGGACUGCUGCAAACUAUACUGUCUUCCUUGAAGGCUUUGGAUUAUGAAGACAGAUGACUAGUUUGGUGGAUGUUUACUUUGUGAUGCCAAUAAUAAUAGGCUAACAUCAGCCUUCAUAUUUUUGUUGUUUUUGUUGUUUUUUUUGUCACGGAAUGUCUAUGUUUUCCAUCCGCUGUUAUCUGGUUUGGAGUAUCGAUGAAAAAUGUCUUGUUUAUGUUAUUUUGAACUAUUGAAUUUGAUGUUUUGUGUGAUUCUUAUGCAACCUAAGUUUAUUCAAUUUCUUAAAAAGCAAGACAUAAAAACGGUUUUUUUUUUUAAUGAAAAAGCAUUGCUAUG